Molecule: messenger RNA, 1569 nt
Organism: Paramecium tetraurelia
Lineage: Eukaryota; Ciliophora; Oligohymenophorea; Peniculida; Parameciidae
Exons: 4
Source: RefSeq, a predicted model, not a curated record
AUGAACACAUACAAUCCAUACUAUUGCACAUCAUGUUACAACGUUUGGGACUAAAAUUAAUGUCUUCCCAAACUCCUCGAUUGUGGACACUCCUUUUGUCUUAAAUGUCUCCAACGUCUUCUCAAGAACAAUCGAAUAAUUUGUCCAGAUGACAUGAAGUCCUUCAGAGUAGACUCACUCCAUUAACUAGCUACCAACCAAGAAUUAUUGCAUCCCCAACUCCAAAGAACUCUACAUUCCUCCCAAUAUGACAUCUCUUUAGAGAAUAUCACCCAAUCCACCACUCGACUCUACACCAAUCUUCCUGAAAAUUCAGUAACCAUCAAAAAACCACUCUCUCCCCAUCAGCAACAUCAAAUCCCAUGGAAUAGAGAACAAUUGCAACAAUGUCAUUAACAACUACAAGAAUCGCAUCAACAAUUUGAAUUGAACCAGUAAACCUAUUUCAACGAAGCCUUCAGAAUGAUCUUUCAAUAGAAACGCAGCCUAAUCGAACAAAUAGAAUAGAACUUCUCAGAAUUACAAAUGAAACUCAGGAAUAUAGAAAGUCAACUCCUUAAUGAACUAAACAUCGUAGCCUUGAAACUAGAAGAUGACAUCAGGUAAAUGCAUAUUUCAACCGACUAAAAGGCAAUCGCCGAAAUCAAAUUAAUACAAGAAAGAAUCCAGUAAUUGUUACUCCUCUCUGAUGAGAAUCUAAACACUAAAGCAGAUUUAGUCAACACCCUCACUCGCCAGACUGAAUUAAUUAUCAAUCACUUCAUCAAGCAACCCUCCUUCAACAUUUAACAUAUUAUCACUAAGCAAAUGCAACUCAAAUUCGAUCUAUCUGUUUAUGAUUACUUGCCUACAUUUUGUACACUCAAAAAAUACAACUGUGAUAAUAGGAACCAAUCAUAACAAAGGAGAGUCAAAACAUUAACCGAAUCAAAUGACUAUGCCUAUACUCACUCUAACUAAUCCCUCUCGGAUAACAGCCCAAAACCUAAGGGACAUGACAAUUCCUCAUAAAAACCCUUUUAAUAUUCUAAAAAUGCCCAUCAUUUAGAAGAACCUCCCUAAUAAAGAUUCAAUCCAAGGGAACUAACCUUUGGAGGCAAAGGCUAGGUUAGCAAAUCUCGUGAUUCCAAAAAUUCAAGAAGUUUGUCAUCCAGCAAACUCAAUGAAGCCACUGGAAUUGCUCGCAUCCAAGACCUUCUAUUUAAAGGAUUGCCUAUCGAGAAAUUAGAUUUAACCAAUCAAAAUUUGAAUGAUCUAGAUCUCCUAGAUCUUAUCAAACUCAUUAAAAAGUCUACUUCAUAGAUUGAAAUUCUUAAAUUAACCAAGAAUAGAAUCACUGAUAAUGGAUUCAGCCAUUUGCUAAAUCUAUUGCUUAAACGCAGAGACAUUCACACUCUCAACUUAUCCAAUAACGAAUGCACUGAGAAAUCAAUAGAUUUGAUUGAAAGAAUGAUACAGCAAUUGCAUGGGAAAACCAUCUACCUCUCAAAUUGCAAACUCAGUAACUUAAAUCUAUUGAAGAAGAGAUAGACUUCGUUGUAAAGUAUGGGUGUCACUUUGUUUUUAUGA